AUGAAGGUGCUUGUGGGCCCCGACCCUUCCCUGGUGUACCGGCCGGAUGUGGACCCCGAGGCCCCCAAAGACAAGGGCAGCUUCCGCAACUACACGUCCGGCCCGCUCCUGGACCGCGUCUUCGCCACCUACCAGCUCAUGCACAGACACCAGACGGUGGACUUUGUCAGGAGGAAGCACGCCCAGUUCGGGAGUUUCUCCUACAAGAAGAUGACCGUCCUGGAGGCUGUGGACAUGCUGGACGGGCUGGUGGACGAGUCGGACCCCGAUGUGGACUUCCCCAACUCCUUCCACGCCUUCCAGACGGCGGAGGGCAUCCGGCAGGCGCACCCCGACAAGGACUGGUUCCACUUGGUGGGGCUCCUGCACGACCUGGGGAAGGUCCUGGCUCUGGCAGGGGAGCCCCAGUGGGCUGUCGUUGGGGACACCUUCCCCGUGGGCUGCCGCCCCCAGGCCUCCGUGGUUUUCCGUGACUCCACCUUCCAGGACAACCCCGACCUUGAGGACCCUCGAUACAGCACGGAGCUCGGCAUGUACCAGCCCCACUGUGGGCUCGAGAACGUCCUCAUGUCCUGGGGCCAUGAUGAGUACCUGUACCAGAUGAUGAAGUUCAACAAGUUCUCCCUCCCCCCAGAGGCCUUCUACAUGAUCCGGUUUCAUUCCUUCUACCCGUGGCACACGGGCGGCGACUACCGGCAGCUGUGCAACGAGCGGGACCUGGCCAUGCUGCCCUGGGUGCAGGAGUUCAAACCCCCUCCAGGGCCCGACCCGGCCAGCUGCCUGCACUCCCUUCUCCAGUCGGCCUCACCCCGCACGCUGGGGAGCGCCCUCAGUGUGGGGGGACUCACUGGGCAAGCUCCAGCCCCCGGGGACCGGCUCCGCUCCCCGCCCUGCUGUGUCCCCUGGGACUGGCUCCGCUUGCUUGAGCCCCCAGUAGUCCGCCCUGUGCCAAGGAGGGGCGGGCACACCAUCCGCUCAGCCCUCGGCUGCGCCGCCCUCAGCUCUGCCGGGAUGAAGGUGCUUGUGGUGAGUGACCACGGUCAGUGGCAGGCGGCGGCCCCACGUGCCUUCCUGCCAAAGAGCUUCACCUUCCUGCUUGGGGCUGGCUGGGCGGUCGGCCCCGGCCCCCCGCGGGACUCGGCCGGAGAAGGCGUGCGGAUGCGCGCCACGGCAUCCCCGCAGGCGCCCGCGGCGCAUCCCUCGGGUUCCGGCCCGCAGAGGGUGCGGGGACCCCCGGCCUCGCCCGCGUCCUCGUGCCCUCGCGGAGCCGGCUUCGUGCUCAAGGGUCUCGCUCCCCACCCACCCCACCAGGGCCCCGACCCUUCCCUGGUGUACCGGCCGGAUGUGGACCCCGAGGCCCCCAAAGACAAGGGCAGCUUCCGCAACUACACGGGGGCCUCUGGCUCCCCCUACCCAACUCACACCCACACCCUGGGACCACCCUGUGCCACUCUGGCCUCCCCGAAACCCGGUGCUGACCCUCAGUGCCUUCCUGAGGAGACGCUAGCAGGGCAGGAAGCGGGCGGCCGUGGCGGCUAG
Molecule: messenger RNA, 1539 nt
Organism: Condylura cristata (star-nosed mole)
Lineage: Eukaryota; Metazoa; Chordata; Mammalia; Eulipotyphla; Talpidae
Gene: MIOX
Product: myo-inositol oxygenase
Exons: 12
Coding region: 1-1539 (512 amino acids)
Biological process (GO): inositol catabolic process
Cellular component (GO): cytoplasm
Molecular function (GO): iron ion binding; inositol oxygenase activity
Source: RefSeq, a predicted model, not a curated record